AUGAACAUUGGUAAAGCUGGGAAUCCAGUUAUUUCAGCCAAGUUGCAUGGCUAUGGGUCUGGUGCCAUUCUGAUGUAUGACACUACCAGGAGAGAGUCGUUUGUGAAAUGUCCUGGCUGGAUCGAUGCCUUUAAAAACCAUGCCUCCAAAGAAGCGGUUCUUCUUCUCUUGGCAGACAGGAGUCAUGAGAGCUCUACAAGAAGGGUAGUUUCAGGUGAAGAGGGCAAAACCUUUGCAGAGAACUUUGGGGUACUCUACCAUGAAGUGGACUCUGGAAAACCGGAAUCUGCUCAACAUGCUCUCUAUUACAUUGCAACAUGCAUCUAUGGCAAAGCCGAGGAAGGUGUACUUGGAACAGGACCAGGACAGGGUAUAAAGCCAGUGGCCAGUCCUGUUAUCAGGAGACACUCCACCAGCUGUGCCAGCCCCACAGACUCACAUGUCAAAUCUUUCCCUGGAAAAGACAAGAGACGUGGAACAUUUGGAGAGAGUAUUCCAGAAGUAGCAUUUCUGGAGAGGGAGAGUCAGCUGUCUGCUGCCAGGAGAGAGGUGGAGAGAAUGAAGGCCAGAGAGACUGCACUACGACGGCAAGAGCAGCUACUGCACAGAGAGAACUCUGAACUCACUCAACACCUGGCCUCUGCCAAGAGAGAGAUAGAUACUCUCAACAGCGAGAAGACUGCCCUGCAAAGAGAGCAGCACUCACUCAAACAACAGCUGACGCAGAGAGAGAGCGAAGUGUGGAGGUUGAACGGCGAGAUAUCUAGCCUCCAGCAAAGACUCAAUCAGUUAGGUAGUCAGUUGGAGCAGGAAAAGUUGGGGUUGAGUCGGGCACUUCAGACCCAAACCCAAAGAGAGUGCCGAUGUCCAGUGGCGACUGCAACAGCAGCUCACCCUCAAGGAGGAGGCACUGGGGAACGAAGUUCGAGACCACUCUGAGACACGUGCUGCUCUCCGACAUGCACAGCUGGCUCUGGACGAGGCGAGGGAGGAGAACCGUCGUCUGCGGGAGUCCCAGAGACCAGCAGAUGUUGACGACCACUGGAGAGUGUCACGGGACGAGGUGGUCGUUCUGAAUGAGGGGAUGCUGGGGUCUGGGGCCUGGGGCUACGUGGCCAAGGGAGAGUUUCGAGGGAAGAGAGUGGCAGUCAAGUGCCUACACAGGGAGAUUGUGGCCAGCCAGACUCUGCAGCGAGUCCACAGAGAGAUCCACACCAUGGCCAGCAUCAGACACCCCAACAUAGUCCUCUUUGUUGCCGCAGUACUGGACAGUGAAGGCCAACCACUCAUUGUCUCUGAACUUCUCGACACCAACCUCAGAUCAGCCUACCAGAGACACCAGCUGAAAGGCACAGGAACAAAGGUGGAGAUUCUGCACGGAGUUGCCUGUGCACUCAACUACCUGCACAAGCUACGCGAGCCCAUCAUCCAUCGAGACGUAAGCUCGCCCAACGUCCUCCUCAGAGCUACCCGAAAUGACAAAUGGACUCCGAAACUCUCAGAUUUCGGAUCUGCAAAUCUGGCCCGGUGUUCCCAGACACUUGGCGAGGGAGCAAUCAUCUACUCAGCCCCUGAGACCUUCCCUACCAGCCUCCAAUCUCCCAACAGCCUCCCUCAGACCACAAAGAUCGACUUGUACAGCUUUGGAGUCCUGACGGGGGAGCUUCUGACAGAGCAGCUACCUAAUCCCUCCACCCUACACUUCACAGUGGAGACUGUCGGAGCCGAGUGGCCUGAUCUCCAUACCCUCGUGGUCAGCUGCAUCAAACACAGUCCUCUCCUCAGACCUGAUAUGGAAACUGUCAUCUCUACUUACCUGCAACCUCGGCUAACAUCAUCUGUCUUUACCUACCAUGCAUAGAACUGCUGUAUAGCUACUGCCACAUGCUAAACCCGACUUACAUGCAAUGCAUCAUACCACACAACAGCCUGAGUAUUUUUAUCUGUUUAUAUAGUUCCUUUUCCCUAUGAAUGAUGUUGUCUUUUUUCACCACAACCAUCUGCGAGCUAGUGCGGCUUUCAUAUAGAUGUGUGUGUUUG
This is a messenger RNA of Geodia barretti, 2040 nucleotides long. The record is from the annotation of a GenBank genome assembly. NCBI's taxonomy places the organism in Eukaryota, Metazoa, Porifera, Demospongiae, Tetractinellida, Geodiidae.